This is a messenger RNA of Anoplopoma fimbria (sablefish), 1064 nucleotides long. It is a transcript of the gene ormdl3, whose product is annotated as ORMDL sphingolipid biosynthesis regulator 3. The coding region runs from base 320 to 781 and encodes 153 amino acids. The transcript is spliced from 4 exons. Lineage: Eukaryota; Metazoa; Chordata; Actinopteri; Perciformes; Anoplopomatidae. Gene Ontology annotation, biological process: ceramide metabolic process; intracellular sphingolipid homeostasis; negative regulation of ceramide biosynthetic process. The record is from RefSeq and is a predicted model, not a curated record. Gene Ontology annotation, cellular component: endoplasmic reticulum membrane.
UCCAUGGUGAACUCGUGUGCACUGUUGUCCACCAGCUGUUGUCUGCAAGACGAAGGCGAGAAGUGGACGCGUCCCCGUUACGCACACGCGCCUGCAGAAAAGACGGUACCGGAGGACCGAUGGGAACACCGGCGCGCCUCCAGAGUCCCGGUGCGCGUUCCAGUUACAUAAGAUGAGACCAACACUGUGAUAUCGAACUAGAGCCAAGACAGGUCGGAGUUGAAGCCAUUUUUUUUUUCCCUCUUCUCAGAUAUAUAGUAACACCAGAACUGCGGUUCAAACUCUUUGAUCCCUUGGUGCCGAGGUCAGAGCCGCCGUCAUGAACGUGGGCACGGCGCACAGCGAGGUGAACCCCAACACCCGGGUGAUGAACAGCCGGGGAAUGUGGCUGUCUUACAUCCUGGGUAUCGGCCUCCUGCACGUCAUCCUGCUCAGCAUUCCCAUCGCCAGCGUGCCCGUGGUCUGGACCCUCACCAACCUCAUUCACAAUCUGUGCAUGUACCUCCUCCUCCACACGGUCAAAGGGACGCCCUUUGAGACCCCGGAUCAGGGCAAGGCUCGCCUCAUGACGUACUGGGAGCAGAUGGACUAUGGCGUGCAGUUCACUGCCUCACGCAAGUUCCUCACCAUCACACCGAUUGUCCUGUACAUACUAACCAGCUUCUACACCAAAUACGAUCGGGCCCAUUUCGUGGUCAACACGGUUUCCCUUCUCACCGUACUCAUCCCCAAGCUGCCCCAGCUGCACGGCGUGAGGAUCUUCGGGAUUAACAAGUACUGACAAGGCGGAAGAGGACACCUCCUUCCCCUCGGUCCCCUGUGGCCUCGCUGAGAGCACGCAGAGUAUCAGGCCUCCGAUUUGGCUGCGGAUCCACGAGGAUCUGUGGCUCUCUGGCUCUCGACUCUGCUGAGCGGAGCUUUAAAUGAAGCCCACUGGGGAUACUGCCACGGUACCAAACCCCAGGUAAGGAGACACAAUACAGAGCACACAAAGGGAAGGUGUGCUUGUUCGUGGCUGUUCUCCUUUCUCAGAGACACUUUGUUUAAAAAAAAAAAAAAAAAAA